GCUGCGUUGAGCUAAAUGCCUUCCAAACCAACGCGGUGCUAACUAAUGCUGCCUUUCCCAGCUGUGGAGCGAGGGCAAUGCGAUAUUCCGGACAGACAGCGAUUACAGUAGCCGAUAAACCACGGGCGAUGGACUGACUGAAGACGGAGACUGAGGCGUCUUUCAGCGCGGGGCGGGUGAGGGAAGGGCCCGCGCCCCCCUCAUGGCGCCCCAGGGCCCCGCCCCGCGCCGCCGGCGGGAAGGCGGCCGGGCCGUGCCCUCAGGAGGAGCGAGGCGGGCGGCUGUGGCGGGCUCGGCGCCUCCGCCCCGGGUACUGCUCGGCGCCUCCGCCCCGGGUACUGCACCCACCUUCUCCCCGGGAGCUGCCCGGGCAUGAGCUGGGGAUUUAAUUACUGUUCUGAUUUUGAUGGGGAAUUACGGUGCUUUGCGGGGGGAGGGAGAUUCAGCGGUCCCUCGCCCUUUGGGAACAGAAAUGUACAUCUCAUGAGGAGGCAGCUGGCAAAGAAAAGCCGAAUAAAUCUGUGUGUUGUUGGCGAUUAAUCAGUUAUUUUCCUCUGAGGCAACAGAUGUGAGGUCGCGCCGUGAGGUUCUUUGGGGCAGGUCGGAUCGGGCCCGGCCCGGGGAGCCGAGCUCUGCUGCCACUUUCUGCCCGCCCAAGGCCAGGGGAAUUGCGGGGUCCCUGUCACACCCGCAGGCUGGAAGGACACCGCGGUAUCCAGGUCUUGCUCACCUGUCCUUGGGCAGUGGUGACUGGAAUCGUUCAGGUGUGCCAACACACACCAGCAGCAGGACAACACUAAGCAGAAGGAUUUUUUUCGUACCUAAAGCUUUUAAUAGGUGAUCAAUACUUUAUUGCGUGCUCUUUCACGAUGAAGGCCAUGGAGGAUCAAGUAGUCCAAGAAGAACCAGGAUACCAGGAUGAUGAGGAGUCCUUUUUUCAGGAUAUUGACCUGCUGCAGAAGCAUGGAAUUAAUGUAGCAGAUAUUAAAAAGCUGAAGGCAGUUGGGAUUUGCACAAUCAAAGGAAUCCAGAUGACCACAAGAAGGGCACUGUGCAACGUGAAGGGGCUCUCAGAGGCCAAAGUGGACAAGAUUAAAGAAGCUGCAAACAAGCUUGUUGAACCAGGCUUCCUCACUGCCUUUGAGUACAGUGAAAAACGGAAGAUGGUAUUUCAUAUUUCCACUGGCAGCCAAGAAUUUGAUAAGCUUCUGGGUGGUGGAAUUGAAAGCAUGGCAAUCACCGAGGCCUUUGGAGAGUUCCGGACAGGCAAAACCCAACUGUCUCACACUCUUUGUGUGACAGCUCAGCUCCCAGGACCAAAUGGCUACACAGGUGGAAAGAUUAUCUUCAUUGAUACUGAAAACACUUUCCGACCGGAUCGCCUGCGUGACAUUGCGGAUCGCUUCAAUGUGGACCACGAGGCAGUGCUUGACAACGUGCUCUAUGCACGUGCAUACACCAGUGAGCAUCAGAUGGAAUUGCUUGACUAUGUAGCAGCCAAGUUCCAUGAGGAAGCUGGUAUCUUCAAGUUAUUGAUCAUUGACUCCAUAAUGGCACUUUUCCGUGUGGAUUUCAGUGGUCGCGGAGAGUUGGCCGAACGACAACAGAAACUGGCUCAGAUGUUGUCAAGGCUCCAAAAAAUAUCAGAAGAAUAUAAUGUGGCUGUGUUUGUGACCAACCAGAUGACUGCUGACCCAGGAGCAACUAUGACCUUUCAGGCAGACCCAAAAAAGCCCAUUGGGGGCCACAUCCUUGCUCAUGCUUCAACUACCAGGAUCAGUCUGAGGAAAGGGAGAGGGGAGCUGCGUAUUGCAAAGAUCUACGACAGCCCUGAGAUGCCUGAAAAUGAAGCCACAUUUGCAAUAACUGCUGGAGGGAUUGGGGAUGCCAAAGAAUAGGUAAAAAAAUGAUGUAAAUGUACAGCUAAAAACCAGCUGGGCAGUUGGGAUGAAGAUUUGUGAAAGGUCGACAACUACCUGGCUGCAUUUGUAGCUUUUGGGAGAUAUUUAAGAUAUUUUGGGAGAAAAUAGGAGGGACUUUGUACAGUUCAGUUUUACUGAACUAAAAUUUUGGUCAUUUAGGAUUUUUGUUUUUCAACAGAACCUUUAGGACACAAAGAUUUAAGCCAUUAAAUUGUGACUUGUUCUUAGAAUCCUUUUCCUGUCUUUUGUGAAAAUCAAACCUGUCCUUUCACAUGGGAGUGAAUAUAUUCUUUCUUAAUUUAUUUCAAAGAGAGUGUCUAAGUGGUAGAAUUUAACAGUGUGAAAUGCAACAGAACUGGAAUAAACUCAGUUAUAAAAUUGACAUAUAUAGAUGGAAAAGGCAGUGGGAGGAACAACAGCUCAAGAACUUGACGGAUUUUCAUGUACUGUAGAGGAACAAGUAGUUUUAAGAAUACGUUUUUAAACAUUUUUAUCUUGACUAGAUAAUGUUCAUGUUUUUAUUUAGCAUUUUCUACUUUUUGGACAGAAUGUUUGAAACCUGUUCUUAUUAAAGUUAAAAAUAAAGACUGUGAAUUAGAAC
Molecule: messenger RNA, 2523 nt
Organism: Zonotrichia leucophrys gambelii
Lineage: Eukaryota; Metazoa; Chordata; Aves; Passeriformes; Passerellidae
Gene: DMC1
Product: DNA meiotic recombinase 1
Exons: 15
Coding region: 870-1898 (342 amino acids)
Biological process (GO): DNA recombinase assembly; chromosome organization involved in meiotic cell cycle; DNA repair
Cellular component (GO): condensed nuclear chromosome; nucleus
Molecular function (GO): single-stranded DNA binding; ATP binding; double-stranded DNA binding
Source: RefSeq, a predicted model, not a curated record